CCAUGAUUCUGUGACAUAAACCCAGGGAAAUGCUCUUCAGGCACCACUGGAACGUGGGGGGGAACUCAAAGCUUCCUGAGAUACGGGGACAGAUCCACGGGAAAUGAGCAUUGGUGCUGUUGGCUGAUGCUUGGGGGGCCCUGGAAGUGGUCUGGGCUGGAAUUCCACAAAGAAAUGGGACUCCUUGAACCAGCCUGAUGUGCUUGAGUGAAUGGGCUCCAACGUUCCCCUAAGCCUGACCUGCAGCAGAGGAGGAGCUCCUGGAUGUUCCCUGGAUCCCUGGGGGGCUGAGCUUGCUUGGCUGGGAGGCUGCAGGGAGCUGCCUCGGGACACCCCCAGCGCGGAGGGGGAGCCACAACCGUGACAUCUUCAAAGCAGAAAGGGACGCGAGGUGGCACCCGGGUGGCUCCAGGAAUUAGGUGAAGGUCACUCAAGGAGUCCUGCCGUGAACUCCGGUGUUCCUGGAGCUGGAUACACGUGGUUGAUUCUUUGUGGAAAAGGGCGUCUGAGAUAAGCCAGGAGGGCCAGCAGGGAGUAUAAAAAGGGCCGGGAGCUCCGGGCUCCUCAGCAGCUCCUCUGCCUUCCUCCUCUGGUUAACUCGGUAAGUUUUCCCUCCUUCCUUCACAGGGAUUGGGAAUUUUGCCGGAGUGAUUUCUGCUGGGAUUGGGGCUGCUCUGAAAUUUAAGAUUUCUCCGGGAAUUUCUCUGAAAUUCAGGGUUUGAGCUGCGCUGCAGGAGUUGGUGGGUUCAAGUUUUAAAGCUGGGGCUGAAAGGGGUCCUGUUGGUCCCUGAGGCUCCCUGAUAAGGGAUUAUUAGGGCAGCAGAGGUAGAAAUGGGUUUCCCCACCAUGACCCUCGGUGGUUUUUUUCCAUAAAUCUCCUCUUUUCAGUGAGAUCUGCAGGUGUGUUUGGCAGGACAGGUGUUCCCAGGUGUGUCAAUGCUCUGUGGGUGGUUGUGUGUGCUGUCAGCACGUCCAGAUGCAAAUUAAAAUGGGUGGAAAUCACUGAAAGGGCACUUGGAGGGAUGAACCCAAACAUCACUUUGGGCUUGCUUGAAGACUUCCUUGGUGGAGCUGGGAAUGCAGAGCUCCAUGCAAAGCUGAUGUCCUGAAAGAAAUUUAGGGUUGUCCACUCCUAGCAGAUAUUCUCUAAGAAAAAUCCUGAAUCAGCAGCAAGGUUUUGGUCUGUAACAGGUGAUUCCAUGGUCAGGGUUUUCACCAGUCACAGAAAGGGAGAAAACCAGAUAGUUUAAAGACAGGGUUGGACUUGAUGGUCCUUGUGGGCCCCUUCCCACCUGGCAGAUCCUGUGACUCUUUGUUCUUGGGGAGGGUCCUGUGCCGGGCUGAGAGCUGGACUCGAUGGUCCUGGUGGGUCCCUUCCAACCCAGCACGUUUGUGGCAUUCUGUGGAUAAAUGAACCCCAGAAAUGGGCUGUCAGGAGGAGCUGAGGUCACGACGUUGCUCCUGCCCUCGCGGGACCCCUGAGGAAGUUUCCGGGCUCUGUCGCUGCCGUUGGGAAUAUUCACGGGAACGUUCACGGCCUCUCCUUCCCUCCCCGCCGCCAGGUUUGCCUCCAGCCCACAAAGAUGACCUUCCUCCAGGGCCAGUGUGACGACGAUUGCUACUCCCCCUGCGGCUACCGGGGCUACGACUGCGGGAGCCCCUGCGGCUACCGGGGCUACGGGGGCCUCUACGGCUACCGCGGCCUCUACGGCCUCGGCGACCGCUACGGCUACGGGGGCCUCUACGGCUACGGGGGCCUCUACGGCUACCGGGGCCUCUACGGCUCCGGGGACUGCUACGGCUACGGUGGCUACCGGGGCUUCUACGGCUCCGGGGACUGCUGCGGAUACCCCGGGCUUUACUCGGGCCGCUACGGGUACCCCUACGGCUCCCGCUACGGCCAGAGGUACGGCUACGGGGGCUGCUACAGCUUGUGAACCCCGCCGGGACGGCCCUCGGGGGACGGUCAGCCCAAGCCUGGCCCGCAGGGCUUGAUGGAGAACCUCGGCAGCAGAGGGUGUGCGGGGCCCCGGGCGCAGCGCCCGCCCUCCGCGGCGGCUUCGAGAGCUCUGCGCUGCCCUCGAGGUGCUUGCCGUGAUCCCUCUUCGUUCUGCUCAGUGUCUGCUGCUGCUCCUGCCGCCCAGAGUCUCCCCUUGACCUAGAACCUGCUUCUCCUCGGUGCUCCAGUCCUCGGGAACCGGCUCUGAUGUUUGCAAUGAUGUACAAAGCCUGAGCUCUGGCCGGGUGGUGGGCAGGGUGUAAAGGCCUCUUUGGGAAUGUGGGCUCUCUGUUCUGUGUCUCUUUAUAAAGUUCAUCUGCCUUUCACUCGUAUUAAAAACUUAUUCUGCAUCAA
Molecule: messenger RNA, 2353 nt
Organism: Pseudopipra pipra
Lineage: Eukaryota; Metazoa; Chordata; Aves; Passeriformes; Pipridae
Product: keratin-associated protein 21-1-like
Exons: 4
Coding region: 1584-1937 (117 amino acids)
Source: RefSeq, a predicted model, not a curated record